Messenger RNA from Pichia kudriavzevii, 813 nucleotides. RefSeq lists its product as uncharacterized. NCBI's taxonomy places the organism in Eukaryota, Fungi, Ascomycota, Pichiomycetes, Pichiales, Pichiaceae. The transcript has a single exon. Gene Ontology annotation, molecular function: histone binding; chromatin binding. Gene Ontology annotation, cellular component: chromatin; nucleus. Gene Ontology annotation, biological process: nucleosome assembly. The coding region runs from base 1 to 813 and encodes 270 amino acids. The record is from RefSeq and is a predicted model, not a curated record.
AUGGUUAAACCUGAGGUAUCUGUUGAUAAGGAUGUUGAGGAAUCAAUGCUAGCCCUAAAAAACUUGGAAGUUGUAAUUCAAGAAGCAGAAGCGCAAGUUGAGAAAUUCAAAAACAACUUAUUUAAGCCAAUAUAUGACAAAAGAAGAGAGUACAUUAAAAAAAUACCUAAAUUUUGGUACGUUGUACUUGUAGAGAACGAGGAUUUCCAAGAAUACGUUAGAGUUGAAGAUAUGAAAUACAUUGAAUCCAUAUCUGAUAUUUAUGUUGAAUAUUGGGACAAAACACCAACUACCCAAAAAAUCAAUAUUCCUAAGAAGGGUUUCAGAAUAACAGUUCAAUUUGAUUCUUCUCACGCAACAGACUACAAAAUCAAGUCGCAGACUAUAACAAAGGAUUUUGAGUGGAUUUUAGAUCAAGAAGACGGAGUACGUAAAUUAAUUUCAACGGCAGCUGAAAUUGAAUGGCCGCAAGAGUUGCAAUCCAUAAAUCCACAGAUUAUUAAGCAAUUCGCUAAGGAUGAAGGCAGAUCGUUAACAGCUGAUGAAAAGAAAAGGUACAGACAGGGUAUGAGGUCAUUCUUUGCCUUUUGGGGGUGGACAGGUCGCAAAGCUGGUAAAGAAUUUAGAAGCGGAGAGGAAUUGGCAACCCUAAUUGCAGACACAAUAUUCCCUAUAGCAUUAGAUUUUUAUACCAUGGCAUCUGUCAAUGAUGUUCAAGAUGGCGAUAGUGAAGAUCAAAUUAGUGGUGAGGAGUUGGAUCUAAGUGAAACUGAAGAUCCCAGUGAGCCAAUGUAUAAAAAGCAAAAAAUAUAA